Messenger RNA from Prorocentrum cordatum, 831 nucleotides. The record is from the annotation of a GenBank genome assembly. NCBI's taxonomy places the organism in Eukaryota, Dinophyceae, Prorocentrales, Prorocentraceae.
AUGCAGAAGACGGGUGCCGAGCUUGUGGGGUCCAUGUCCUUCAUGUCCAUCAACGCGCACCACAGGCUCGAGCAGAGCCGGCGCGACGACAUCGAGGCCAUUGGCCACAUGCUGGUCUACUUCAUGGGCAAGCUGCCGUGGGCGGACGUGGAGUCCCUGAGUCAGGAGGAGAAGUCCCGCAGGAUCCUCGAGCAGAAGGAGCUCCAUACCGGUGCCGGAGCUGUGCCGCGGGCUGCCCCCCCCGAUCGAGCACCUCCUGGCCUCAGCCAGGGGCCUCGCCUUCACCGCGCGCCCGGAGACUAUUGGGAUCUGGGCACGCGCUUCUCCACAGUGCGGAAGCAGAUGGGCAUGCAGCACCACCAGUUCACGUGGCUCGCAGGCUCCGCCCUCGGGGGCACCAACCCUGCCGGCCUGGACCCGCUGCUCAAGCCGCAGCACCCGAGGCAGCCAGACGACCAGCUGGUCGCGCGGUCGACCACGCUGCUGAGUUCGUUCAGCAGGAGAAUAUACAAGGUGGACGUACUGCAGAUCGACGAGCACGGCACCACAGGCGAGGACACCUCCCUAUCCAUCGGCAACGAUGGCAAGCCCAUGCCGAAGAACAGAGGAGGCGCAGCGCCGGCAGCCGCGCGCUGCGGUGACAGCAACGCAGCCCCAUCCCCGCCCUUCGCCCUUGAACCUUCGCCUCGAUCUUCCGCGCUUGGGGCCAGGAGGAGGGGCCAGGCCAACGAGGGAGGGCGGAACCAGCCGUGGUCGGCGCAGGCCUCCAGGCCUGAGGAAGACACGGCUCCCCCUCGGAGGCCGUGGACCAGGCGGCUGCAACAUCUCUGA